AUGGCGGACCACAACCGCCUGCGCGACCUGGUGAGCGAGGUGACGGCGGAGUUCACGCAGAAGAAGCAGCUGCUGGAGGAGACGGAGCGCAGGCUGGCCGCUGCGCAGGAGCAGUUGGAGGCGGAGAAGCAUACGAUGGAGAAAGUUAAGGUGUCAGACAACGACAUCGUGUACCUGAACGUGGGGGGCAGGACGUUCGCCACCAAGCGGACGUCGCUGAUGCAGGUGAAAGGCAGUGUGCUGGAGCUGCUGUUCAGUGGCCGAUGGGAGGACAGGCUGGACAGGGACGCCAGCGGCAACGUCUUCUUUGACUAUGAUCCUGACCUCUUCAACAUUCUGCUGAGGUUCCUGGUGUGCAAGGCCAGAUAUGGAGAGGCCGCGGAGAACCUGUCAAUGCGUCCUGUGCCCUGGGAGCAAGAGGACGAGUUCCGCCUGAUGUUGACCGACCUCGGGCUGGAGAACCUCAUCUCACCACAGCCCCCUUUCAGGUUCAGCCCCAUUCUGAAGACUAAGAGGGUGAACAUCUCAAUGGACGGUGCAGUUGCAACAUGUGAUGGUCACGAUCACGUGCGCCACCAUGUGUUCAGUGACAAUGUCUACAGCUCAUCUGUCUUCAGGUUCAGGAUCCGAGUUGAAUCGUGCGAGGACUGGGUGAUGCUGGGCAUCAUCGCUGAGAGCACACCUGUGGCCAUGCAUGAGGACACCUGCACCAAAGAGACUUCCUACGGAUGGGGCUGCAAUGGGGAGGUGUUUGUGGAUGGGGAAGAAGCCAGCAGGAAGGGCUACCCUGGAAGGAAGAUCAGUGAUGAGAUGGAGCUGGACAUGGUGUUGGACUGCAGGUACAAUUUUGUGGCACUGCUGGCACCUGUGGAUGGCCGAAUGCUGGAGUACAAGAUACCCAAUCUGCCCCCAGAUCUGAAAUGGAGGGUCCAGGUGGCGACAUACUAUGGAGAGAGUUCUGUCAGGAUCUCCAGCGCGUGA
Molecule: messenger RNA, 981 nt
Organism: Ostreobium quekettii
Lineage: Eukaryota; Viridiplantae; Chlorophyta; Ulvophyceae; Bryopsidales; Ostreobiaceae
Source: the annotation of a GenBank genome assembly